This is a messenger RNA of Pelobates fuscus (common spadefoot toad), 1878 nucleotides long. It is a transcript of the gene RALYL, whose product is annotated as RALY RNA binding protein like. Gene Ontology annotation, molecular function: RNA binding. The transcript has 11 exons. Lineage: Eukaryota; Metazoa; Chordata; Amphibia; Anura; Pelobatidae. Bases 695 to 1567 code for a protein of 290 amino acids. Gene Ontology annotation, cellular component: nucleus. The record is from RefSeq and is a predicted model, not a curated record.
CUAUUGACUGGAAGCUUUAAACAAAUUCACACAGGCAGCUGCUUGCGAGAACCCAAAGGCUGGGAAGGGGGCUGUCUAAAAGUUGUGGGGGCUCCUGUUAUGUUCUGCCCAAUUUAUUGGCUGUGUCUGUGAAAGCAGUACUAGGAGCAACAGCAGCACAGGCACCAGCCUCAUCUCCUCUCUCUCUCCUCCAGUCUAAAAUCACCCACCUCCUCUCCCUCCAGGUGGAAGCAGCUCACUAGGGUUUCCCAUUAUUGGAUUUCUCCCCCACUGCUCCAGCACCUCAUCUCCCUGCUCUUACCCCCUAGCAUCCUACCUACUCCCAUCCACUCAUCCCACCUCCUCUGCCUGCAAGUCAGCCUGAGUCACGUGUCAGUGCCAGCGGCAAGAACAGAAACAGGAGCUGCUCCUUCCUUGUCUUACAGCCAUACUGUAUUUUACUCCUAAAAGCUCAUUUUUAUUCCAACAUUUUACUCCCGUUCGUGGGAGGUAUUUUUUUUUCCUUUCUGAAAAAUGAAGUGCGGUUUGGUUUCCUUGUCAACAGAAGAUGAAAUGAACAUCUGAGCCAUUCACAGUCCAGGAUUUUUAUUUGGAAAGUGCCCUUUAAUAGCUUCUGAGAACUAACACUGGAUGUCUAAUUGAGGAUCACUAGAGUUAGCUGGAAACCCUAAAAGGUGAUAAGUGUGAGACAAUUAUGACUGGCAAAACACAGACAAGCAACGUUACAAACAAGAACGAUCCCAAAUCAAUCAACUCUAGAGUCUUCAUUGGGAAUCUGAAUACAGGGAUUGUCAAAAAAGCUGACAUUGAAGCAAUAUUUGCCAAAUAUGGAAAAAUAGUUGGCUGUUCAGUCCAUAAAGGAUAUGCAUUUGUGCAGUACAUCAGCGAAAGGCAUGCAAGAGCUGCAGUCACAGGAGAAAACUCACGGAUAAUCGGUGGGCAGCCACUAGAUAUUAACAUGGCUGGAGAACCAAAACCCUACAGGCCAAAACUAGGCACAAAGAGACCACUUUCAUCUUUAUACAGCGGUUAUGAGUUUGAUUAUGAUUACUACAGAGAUGAUUUCUACAAUCGGUUGUUUGAUUAUGGCCAUGGACGUGUUCCCCCUCCACCACGUGCAGUUAUCCCACUGAAGCGUCCUCGUAUUGCUGUGCCAACAACUCGUCGAGGGAAAGGAGUCUUUUCUCUGAAAGGAGGAUCAAGGUCUGCCUCCGGAGGUGGUACAUCAGGGUCAAAAUUGAAAUCAGAUGAGCUGCAAACGAUCAAAAAGGAACUGACCCAAAUUAAAACUAAAAUUGACUCUUUGCUAGGAAGACUGGAUAAAAUUGAAAAACAGCAGAAGGCAGAAGCAGCAGGUCUAAAAAAACAGAUAGAUGAUCAGUCAGAUUUGAUUCAAGAAGAAUGUAAAUCAGAGGUUGCCGAUAAUUCUACUGAAGAUCAUGUUGAAGGAGGACAUGAUGCUGAUGGGGAAGAGAUGACUGAUGGGAUAGAGGAAGAUUUUGAUGAAGAUGGCAGCAAUGAGCUGAUGGAGAACCAUGUUUCAGAUAUAGAAGAUACCAGUAACUGAAUUCAUCUUUCCUGGGCAAAAGAGAUGAAUAUAUGAUUUUUUUCCUGGUAAUUCUCGGAGGAUUGACCUGUAUGUGUAUAAGAAGAGACAAGGCCAUGCAGAAAUAUCGAGUCAUUUUCUCUGAUAACAUAUAUACUUUCAAAUUGUAGUUCUGUCUAUUUCAUGUUUUAGAAUGUAAAUGUGUUAUUUACCCGAGAUAUUUUUUAAUUGUUUUUAAUUGCCAUUAAUAUCUUUAAUUCAGCUAUUGCAUACAAUGCAAAUAAGUAUUUGGACAUCUUGUAUACAAAUUUAUAUUUUGUAGGAGCUAUUUU